CCCGCGCGGCGCCCGCCACCGAGCGACAUGCCCAACCCCAAGAGCAGCAAAGGCGGCCGUAAGAACAAGCGCGCCAACAGCAGCGGCGACGAGCAGGAAAAUGGAGCCGGGGCCCUGGCGGCGGCGGCGGCGGGCGGAGGAGCGGCCCUGGCGGCGGGCGCCGGAGGAGCAGGCGGAGGAGCGGCGGCGGCCCUGGCGGCGGCCGGCGCCGGAGGAGGAGGAGGAGGAGCGGCGGCGGCUCCCGGCUCGGCGGGCUCCGGGCCAGCGGUGGGCUCCGGAGGUUCGGGCACGGGCGCCGCCAACGCCGUCCACGCCGCGGGCGACGCCAAGAACGAAGCUCCCUGUGCCACACCCCUGAUCUGCAGCUUGGGGCGGCCUGUGGACCUGGACAAGGACGACUACCAGAAGGUGGUGUGCAACAACGAGCACUGCCCGUGCAGCUCCUGGAUGCACCUGCAGUGCUUCUACGAGUGGGAGAGCAGCAUCCUGGCGCAGUUCACGUGCAUCGGCCGGGCCCGCAGCUGGAACGAGAAGCAGUGCCGUCAGAACAUGUGGACCAAGAAGGGCUACGACCUGGCCUUCCGCUUCUGCUCCUGCCGCUGCGGGCAGGGCCACCUGAAGAAAGACACAGACUGGUACCAGGUGAAGCGGAUGCAGGAUGAGAAGAAGAAGAAGUCUGGGUCAGAGAAAAACACUGGGAGGCCCCCAGGAGAAACAGGGGAGGAGGCAAAGAAAUGCAGACCCCAAAACAAGUCCCAGAAGGGCUUGAGCCAUGACCUCCCACGUCGGCAUUCCAUGGACCGGCAGAAUUCCCAGGAAAAGGCAGCCAGUGCUGCGGCCUAUGGUGCCCGCUCCCCUUGUGGCUCGCCUGGUCAGUCCCCACCCACUGGCUAUGCCAUCCUCUCCCCUGCCCACUUCAGUGGUCCCCGCUCCUCCAGAUACCUGGGGGAAUUCUUAAAGAAUGCCAUUCAUCUUGAGCCUCACAAAAAGGCCGUGGCCAGUAGUCAUGUGUUCAGAAAUGCCCACUUUGAUUACGGUCCGGCUGGGUUAGCCGUGCACAGGGGUGGUCACUUUGACACGCCUGUGCAGUUCCUGAGGCGGCUGGACCUCUCUGAGCUCCUCACUCACAUCCCCAGGCAUAAGCUGAACACUUUCCAUGUGCGGAUGGAAGAUGAUGCCCAGGUGGGCCAGGGUGAGGAUCUGCGGAAGUUCAUCCUUGCAGCCCUCAGUGCCAGCCACAGAAAUGUUGUAAACUGUGCUUUGUGCCACCGAACACUCCCGGUCUUUGAACAGUUCCCACUGGUGGAUGGAACUCUGUUCUUAAGCCCAUCAAGACAUGAUGAGAUCGAAUAUGAUGUUCCUUGUCACCUUCAAGGGAGACUCAUGCAUCUGUACGCGGUGUGUGUGGACUGCCUGGAAGGUGUCCACAAGAUCAUCUGCAUCAAGUGCAAGUCACGCUGGGAUGGCAGCUGGCACCAGCUGGGCACCAUGUACACCUACGACAUCUUGGCUGCCUCUCCCUGCUGUCAGGCCCGCCUGAACUGCAAGCACUGUGGCAAGCCUGUGAUCGACGUGCGGGUCGGGAUGCAGUACUUCUCCGAGUACAGCAACGUCCAGCAGUGUCCACACUGUGGGAACCUGGACUACCAUUUUGUGAAGCCAUUCUCCUCCUUCAAAGUUCUCGAAGCCUAUUGAUGAAAGCUUUGCUUUAGUAAUAGCUAUUUUAUUGAUAUGAUCCCUUUAUUACAUAUCUUUUAUAGAGAAACAUUCUGUGACAUUGAUUUCUUUUCUAAUUUAAAGCAGAGUUUACUUUGUAUAUUUGUGCCACUAAACUGGGGGCUGCCUCUUGCCCUGUCUUGAUCUCCAGUGUUGGUUUGUGGUCAGAAUGGGAGCCCAGAUGGGUAAUUGGGUGGCUCUGGGGUGGAUUCACUCUCGCCUGGAAUCUCUGUCGUGGCUCUAAGGUAGUGAGGCAAUGGUUGGGAUUUAGGUGAGAGAUUCCAUGGCUAUAAACUAAAGGUAUGGUAGGAGUUGGGAGGAAGCUGUUACUAAAAUGGUAACUUUCUAAAGACCCACUUUUAGAACUUGUGUGGGCCUUGGGAAGAAUAUGUGACAAGUGAAUGUAAAGUCGGAGCCAGGAGAGCUAGCAGUGAACUGGGCUGUCGCGGCUCAGUGUUGCGCACACAGUGAGGUGCAAGUUACUUCCACUGACAGGUGAUGUGAGAGUGGACACGAGUGCUCUUUCUUUCACUGUUGUAAUUUGACACUCAGUUUUCUACUGGAAGUCAUAGUCCAAUUAUAAGACAUACGAAAGCUAUUGGUGGUGCAGAUAAUUUUGGGUAAGCUGGCUGUAACAAAAUAUGUGGAGUGAAUGUGAAAAUAGCGCACGGAAUUGUGUCUCUGAAAUUGGUCAAAUAACUCUUCACAGAGAAUCCACGCAUAGUGUGAUUUGGGGAGGGAUUAUUUACACAGACUGCACUGUUGAAGUGCCGCUUGGUAUCAAAUCCAUUUUCUAGGUAAAUCUCAACAGCCAUAGAACGUAAUGGGUGAGUUCAGAACCAGUCAUGCCACUCCUAUCUUCCCCAUCAUACCUUAUUGCUACAGUUAACUCAUUUGAUCUGAGCUUCCAAAAUCCAAGAGCUGACCUGAAGACAGAAAGGAAAAAUUGUGUGAGAGAAUGAUUAAGAAAACAAUAUUUUUCAUACUUCUUUUUAAAGUAUGUUUCAUUUUGGAUAAUCCCUACUUGUAAUGCAAAUAGUAUACUAGAAAAAUAAAUGAUUCUAAAGAUCCCCAGGAUAUGUUACCAUUGGUGAAUAAAAGGAUCAGAUAUAGAGCUCGACUCUUCAGAGCAUCAGGCAUUUCAAAAUCUGCUCCUGCUCACUAGAUCCUGGGGACUUAAGUCUGGGCAUUGUGUAUUGGAGACUUAUAAUUGGAAUAUGAUUUCCGUGAAUGAGUUUGGUAAUUUCAAAAUGACAUAUAAAUGCUUACUGAAAGAGUACUCAAUCAUUUCAUGAGUAGGCAAAUCGGGGAUGCUGUGAAUAUUGUACAGUACUUGGUUUAUGUCCCCUUUCCUCUCAAGAUGAUUGUUCCCUGCACAAUCUCUUUAAGCAUUAUGGCAGAUAAGCUCAAGUUUUACAUUAAGUAGUUGAUGCUUUGUAUGGAGCAAACGUAUCAAAGUACCACUGUAUCAGUUAAGAUUCCUCCUUUCAGUUUGGAUGAUGAUUGUCUGGCUUAGUGCAUCUGGCGUGGUGUUUGAUGACGUGAGACAUUUUUCCAGUGGGAGGAGGAUGCUCAGAUUGCCUCUAGAGCAGAAAGUCAUUUUUGUUCAGUGUGUGAUGCCACUACAGGAGAGGUCUGUAGGACAUGCCCUUGCAGCCGUAACUCAGUUAGUUCUUCCCCCUCGAGUCUCUGUGGACCCAAGUAUAAAAUUGGUAAUUUCUCUUGUCUGCAGAUUUAUCUUAAAUUUUGUUUUGGCUUUAAGAUAAAUAGUAAGAUAUUUGUAAUGCUAUUUUUUAACCCACCUAUACUUUUAUAGUGAAUCUGCUUUAUUAUGUCCUGAAGUCAGCCGAUUGCAUUCUCUAAAUUCUUUAAUCAAAGAAUGCUAUGGGUAUAGUGAUGCUGCAUUCCAUGUGUUCCCCUUAGGUUGCUGUCCAGCCCUGAAAAGUAAGUACAAAGGGGUUUCACUGUGAUUUGGGUGUUGUUAUCUUGAUGAUAAAGUAAGGACUCCUUAGAUGGAUGCAGCCACGUAAACAGAGAAGCCCACGUUCCAUACUGUCCUUUGCCAGGCCAUUACAUUUUUGCCUGACAGGAAAAUUGUGCAUGAUUUGAGAAUGAGAUAGAAGUGCAGAGGCAGUACUAGUAAGGUUAAUAGUUUGGAAGUCUGCUGACCUUAAUGUUUUCUCCAAAUCUUCCCUGAGCACUUUGGUCAGAAUUGGAAUAUGUCAAGAAAGGUGAUAGUUUUUAUUGUAGUUAUAAUAUUUGAGGAUCUCAGCCACCCCAGAGAUCCAGUUUCUGCUUUUCUGGUGAAUGGGGUGUUCAACAACACGAGGGAGUUAAAAGUGGCUAAUAAUUUCAAAGUGUUUUUUUAAUCUACUCUUAACAUUUAAAUCAUUUAUUUUUAAAAACUUCAAUACCUCAAGCAAAUAAAACUCUGCCUCAGUAUAAAAAGAAGCAUUUCUGAUCAUUUUAUCUUCAGGCCAACUCAGCUUUUCAUUGUUUUAAAAGAUAGACAUUAUGCCCAUUCUAGUUAUAUACCAGCUUCCUCAAAUGCCCUUUAAUUUCCAGUUUCUGCAAAAGGAGUUUAUUUCUUUCUGUAUAAAAAGCAUUUUCAUAUCUGUUGGGGUAAAAUUAAUUCAUUGAGAAAGAAUAUUUUAUAUGUUUAAAUGCUAAAACUGAGUUAUUAGACUAACUUGCUGAAAUCUCCGUGUCGGCAAGACCAGGGCUUGCUGUUCAGUCUGCUCCGUGGCCAGGCUGCUAGCCCCGGUUUGCUUCUCUGUUUAGCAGUGUUGAGUAGUAGUUGGAGGCGGCAGAAGAUGUGAGGAGAAAGCACUUUGGUUUAGUGUUUCAGGUCUUACAACAGGAUGCUGCCCGGCGCUGUUCAUCUCCACAUCCUGUUGACUUGAUUAUUCUCCCAGUAACUGAAAGCAAAUGGAAUGGAUGGGCACCAUUAAAAACCAGCUAGAAAAUACAUUGUUGUCUAUAAAGUUUUCUUGUCAAGAUGUCUUGGAUUGCACUUUUGUUGAGGGAAGACAGUGUACAUAGUUGAAGAAUGUUUGUAAAAUUGAAAUGUUUGGGUUGGAAAUUGUGUGAUGUUAGAUGGUUUCUGUUUGUGAAAUGUAUGUAGUAAAAUAAUAAAACUUUAGAAAUUAA
Jaculus jaculus (lesser Egyptian jerboa) is the source of this 4866-nucleotide messenger RNA. RefSeq names its product hdc homolog, cell cycle regulator (gene Heca). Lineage: Eukaryota; Metazoa; Chordata; Mammalia; Rodentia; Dipodidae. The transcript has 4 exons. The coding region runs from base 28 to 1695 and encodes 555 amino acids. The record is from RefSeq and is a predicted model, not a curated record.